Molecule: messenger RNA, 529 nt
Organism: Pocillopora damicornis (cauliflower coral)
Lineage: Eukaryota; Metazoa; Cnidaria; Anthozoa; Scleractinia; Pocilloporidae
Product: guanylate-binding protein 6
Molecular function (GO): GTP binding; GTPase activity
Source: RefSeq, a predicted model, not a curated record
UAACAUUUUAUUUAUUGUACUUUCAGAAAAGAGCUGGAAACAUGGCGUCAAGAAAAAAUCAAAACAUUGCCAUUCCUCUUUGUUUACCCAACAACUGCCGGUGGAACGCAGCAACUGGAAAAUAUAUUAAAACCGGACGACAGCGAACGUCUCUGUAUGUGGUGGAGGAAGCGCUGAAGAAGCUUAAGACUGUGAAAGGUCCCGUGUGUGUUGUAUCGAUCGCCGGUCCAUACAGAAAAGGGAAGUCGUAUAUUUUGAGCGAAGCUUUCGAUCAACCCGAGGUGUUCCCUCUCGGGCAUCAUUUUGAUCCUGAAACUGUUGGAAUCUGGAUGUGGAUAGUGCCACAAAAAAUGCGGGACUCCACUGGCAGGGAAUGUACCGUGGUCUUAUUAGACUCAGAGGGAAUUGAUGCAGUAAUGGGAGAAGGUUUGGAUGACAAUCAGAUAUUUACUCUCACUGUUUUGCUGGCUUCUGUUUUGAUCUACAACUCAGCAGGGGUUCCCACCAGACAUGACCUCAAUGGAUUGGA